AUGUCGAAUUCUGAGAUGGUUUUGAGACGGGUCGGGGAACAGAGCAUAGACGAAAUGAAGACAUUUGCAAUGGACAAAUCAGGAGCAACAGAACGUGUCCUAGGUCUAGUGUGGCUACCGUGGUCGGAUGAAUUUACGUUCAACAUGGAAUUACGAGAAGAUUUGAGGCCCCUGGUAUUUGACGGAGUGAUCCCUACAAAACGCCAAGUAUUACAGGUCGUUAUGAGCUUUUACGACCCCCUAGGGAUGAUAUCGACGUUCCUCAUUCACGGGAAAACCCUCAUACAGAGUAUCUGGCGGGCUGGCAUUGGUUGGGAUGAGCACAUUCCCGAGUCUCUAGUCGCAGCUUGGAAACAAUGGAUCGGAUUGAUUGAUGGAUUGCGGGAUGUGAGAAUACCACGCUGUUACUUUCCGGGAUAUUCACCUGAUAGCAUUGGUUCACUAGAGUUACAUGUAUUUGUCGAUGGUAGUGAGAGUGCAUACUGUUGCGUUGCGUACUUCCGCAUAAUUGACCGUGGUAUAGCGCGAUGUGCCUUAGUAGCCUCCAAAACCAAGGUUGCGCCGCUGAAAUUCCUAUCCGUCCCUCGAAUGGAGCUGCAAGCUGCCCUCAUAGGAGUACGUCUGGCCAGGAUGAUAGAAGAAUACCAUUCUUUACUCGUCACCCGUCGAUACUUUUGGACCGACUCAUGCACCGUACUAGCUUGGCUGAAAUCGGAUUCUCGUCGGUACCGACAGUUCGUUGCGUAUAGAGUUGGCGAGAUACUCACAAAAUCUGACGUGAAGGAAUGGAAUUAUGUGCAGUCGUGUGCUGAUGACGGAACGAAGUGGAAAAAUGGAGUGUCGUUUGGCCCAGACAGUCGUUGGUAUGCCGGACCUAAAUUUCUGCGUGAAGCUGAACAACGCUGGCCCAAGAUGGAAAGGACGCUUGCAACAACAGAUGAGGAGUUAAGGCAAUCAGUUCUGCAUCACAUCGAAUUAGCUUCUUCUUGGAUACUAGUCAACCGUUUUUCGCGCUGGGAAAGACUUCUACGAUCUACUUCGUACGUUCACCGGUUUUUGAAUCGUAGAAAGCGGUCUAUUGCAGGAGAUAAUAUGCUGACGAAACAGGAAUUGCAACAAGCAGAAAGAUCUUUGUGGCGGUUAGCACAAUCGGAAGCGUAUUCGGAGGAAUUGCGGAUUUUGGAGAAAAACAAGUUGCUAAAUCGCAAUCAUAAAAGGGUCGUCGAUUGCCGUAGUCCUUUAGCGAAGCUGUCACCAUUUGUGGAUGAACAUGGGGUGAUUCGAAUGGAGACGAGAUCGUUGAAUGCAGCCUACGCACCAUGCAGUAUUGUUAUCCUUCCCCGUUGUCAUCGAGUGACCUACCUUAUAGCAGAUUGGUACCACCGACACUACGGUCAUGCAAAUAAUGAAACCGUUGUGAACGAAAUACGGCAGAUUUUCCACGUGUCGCGGUUACGUGCACUUGUCAGACAGGUAGCAACGGAGUGUCAAUACUGCAGAGUGAAGAAAGCCAAACCUCAAAUACCAAGAAUGGGACCACUACCGGACGUAAGGACCACACCUUAUGUUCGACCAUUUACACAUACUGGCGUAGAUUAUUGUGGUCCAUUCCUCGUGAAAGUCGGCAGAAGCUUGGUGAAACGAUGGAUAGCGCUCUUUACUUGUAUGACGGUGCGAGCAAUUCAUCUCGAGGUUGUUUGCAGUUUAUCAACGGAAUUGUUCAAAAUGGCAGUACGGCGUUUCAUUGCUCGACGAGGAGCUCCUUCAACUAUUUUCAGUGACAAUGGAACUAAUUUUCGUGGAGCAAGUAACGAGCUGAAAGAUAACUUAAGUACCAUAAACCAAAACCUGGCAGCAUCGUUUACAAACGCCACAACAGAAUGGCGGUUCAACCCACCGUUCGCACCGCAUAUGGGAGGAUGCUGGGAAAGACUCGUGCGGUCAGUGAAAUCGGCUUUAGCGGCUUUGCAAAUGGAGAGGAACCCAGAUGAUGAAACGUUGUGGACUGUAGUUACUGAGGCCGAAGCAAUUGUUAAUUCCCGCCCUCUUACGUACGUUCCGUUAGAUACGGAAGACCAAGAAGCCCUUACACCAAAUCACUUCUUGAUGCUGAGUUCGAGUGGAGUUUGUCAGCCACCGAAAGAGUUGGUGAACGAUAGAAGACAGAUAAGAAGUAACUGGCGACUGAUUCAAAACCUACUGAGCCAAUUUUGGAUUAGGUGGGUGAAAGAAUAUUUGCCGACGAUAACAAGACGAACGAAAUGGUUCAAGGAGACCAAACCAGUUCAAAAUGGAGACCUGGUGAUGGUGGUCGAUGAAGGUUCUAGGAAUGGAUGGAUACGCGGUCGAGUGGUAAGGACGUUAGCAGGCAAGGAUGACAGAGUACGGCAAGCUGAUGUUGAAACGAAUGCUGGAGUGAUCCGUAGACCGGUUUCAAAGAUAGCGAUCCUGGAAGUAGUAGAAGGUAAAGCCUGAGAGGCAUUACGGGUCGGGGAAUGUUCGCUCCGUGUUCUAAUACUUCGAUUUAUUUGGCAACACGGCGUUACGAGAUACAGCGAUGACUGCUGCGAGGACUGCUGUCAACGUCAACGUUGGAGAUGACAACGAAGAGAAAUGUGAUGAUUCAUGGUGAAAGUGAUUGAAUGCUAGCUGAAAAUUAUUGGAAAUAUUGAACUUCAGAUUAUUAUUGGACUAUUGUGUAGAUUAAAUGAUUAGAUUAUUAGAUUUCUGAGAAAGAAGAGGGUAAAUGGAUUGAAUACACAAACUGUUGAGUACUUACCUAUAUGUAUGUUUUUGUAGUGUACAUCGCGGAGGUGUGAUAGGAGGUUCUUGUUGAGCGAUAUACGAUUACGCGAUUGCUCAUAAUUAGUAAGUCCCCAAUGAGAUUGAAUUGUGUCAAAAUGGGAUUCUAAUGCUUAAUUUAGUAGGAAUAAGGAAGAUUUGUUGGUUGGCUAUUCGGUACAUUCGGAUUGGCGAAAUAGGAAUCAGUAUUUUGUAAGUAUGCGAUUGUAUUGGGUAAUUAUGUAUGCUAAUUAAAGAUGAUUUGCAGUUUGAGCUGUCUACACCUAGAUUGCUACAGGAACUGAUUUACACUAAUCCGAACAAGAAGUAUAUCGGAAAACCUUUGCAAGCAAUAUCGGGACUUACUCAAAUAGAUAUCUCGUGUGAAAGAAUCCUGCGGAAAGCCAGGAAAAAACUUUGGAAGAAAUUCCAGGAAUUAUGCUCAGAAAUCUUGAAAGAAUUUUUGAAGAUUAGGGGAACUUACGUAUUUUCGGCAGUUUUGUUCUCUUCAUUCAUGGGGGUUUUGAAACCUGUUGAACUCAGAGUUGGCAUCAAAUCCUUCCCAACCAAGCUGAAUAUGAUCAAGUUUCAGGCAAUUUGGCCGGCAUAAAUCCCUCAUGACGAAGAGAACAAACCUGCCGAUGAUACCCUAAGUCACCCUUUAUAAUUAUUAGAAAAUUUGGGUUAUUUUUUUUUAAUUAUAAACUUUCAAAAUUUCAUCUGGAAAAACCUGGAAAACUCAGGGAAUUUUAUUUUGAGUUAUGAGUAGACACCCUGUAGAUCUUUUGGCUCGAGUGGCCAAAAUAAUAAACAUUAUCUGGCUUUUUAGCGACAAUUUUAAAAUACACAGAAAUAAAAAAUUAAAAAAAUAUUUUUUGCUCCAAUACAAAAAAUCUAAUAAUUUCUGAAAUAAUUUUGUUACAGAUCAUGUUACUUU
Messenger RNA from Aedes albopictus (Asian tiger mosquito), 3718 nucleotides. RefSeq lists its product as uncharacterized. Bases 1 to 2475 code for a protein of 824 amino acids. Gene Ontology annotation, molecular function: nucleic acid binding. Gene Ontology annotation, biological process: DNA integration. The record is from RefSeq and is a predicted model, not a curated record. The transcript is spliced from 2 exons. NCBI's taxonomy places the organism in Eukaryota, Metazoa, Arthropoda, Insecta, Diptera, Culicidae.